AUGUGUUCAGCAUCACUUGGACACCCACAAAUAUUAGAUCAAGGCUCAAUGGAAAGAGUCGAUCGUGAACCUGGAACAGCAAACACGAUACAUACAGCUGCAAGUAUCCAUACAAUGCGAUCUCAAAAUACUGGAGCGACAGCGCAAUCUAGGGUUCCUCCCCCAGAACGAGGCUAUCGCAAAUUGGCAACCUUCAUGACCGAGGUCGACGACGUUGUAAUAUUUCGACGAUUUUCAAAGCUAAACAUGCUCAACUUGUUGAGAUUACAAGCCGAACUCGCAGGUCUCGAGCUCAGUUACGAAGCCGCCUGCGAUAUUGACGACGACAGCAGUAAUCCACAGGAAAGAGGGUUCACGCAAAGCUUUUAUGAACUGCGGGAGUUUGGACAGAUAUCCCCCGGCUCACAACUGGAGCUGCUAGAUAGAAUUAAUGAUACGCUUCACAAGUAUAAUAGCGCAUUAUUACAAGUAUCUCAAGUUCUCCGGCUAGACAAGCCCGAUGAAUAUGACCUUGAAAGACUUCACGAAUGGUUGAGAGAUAAAGAUCGGGGUGCACUGUUUCUUCAUAAACCAGAGGAAGAAAUAUGGGGCAAAUUAUCAGGUUCGGAUGCCAAAAUUAAUACCUCAGAUCAAGUGACUCUGAUUCAGAGAGAAAGUGGGUUUUCGCGAGUGGUUGCUAUUACUCUAGUCUCUCUUUAUGAUCUUGUAUGGGGGCGUCAUCGAAAUAAAACCAAAAGAGUUGAUAUUGAACGGAAUCAAACGUAUUAUUCCGAGUCUAAUGUCAGAUCAGCCGCUAAAGUGCUCACUUCGGUCCUUGCUUCCCUUUUCCCGGGAAUUGUGAUAUUAGCAUUAUACCUUAUCGAUACCACGUUGAAACGAAUAGGCGCUAUGCUUUGCUUCACGACAUUCUUUGCAUUCGUCCUGUCAUAUUGGACAUCGGCGAAAACGAUUGAAGUGUUUGCUGCGACAGCUGGAUUCGUCGCUGUAGAAGUUGUAUUUAUUGGAAGUGCGAGCACAAAAUAA
This is a messenger RNA of Botrytis fragariae, 1023 nucleotides long. RefSeq lists its product as uncharacterized. The record is from RefSeq and is a predicted model, not a curated record. Bases 1 to 1023 code for a protein of 340 amino acids. The transcript has 4 exons. Lineage: Eukaryota; Fungi; Ascomycota; Leotiomycetes; Helotiales; Sclerotiniaceae.